Messenger RNA from Pteronotus mesoamericanus, 1074 nucleotides. RefSeq names its product annexin A13 (gene ANXA13). Gene Ontology annotation, molecular function: calcium ion binding; calcium-dependent phospholipid binding. The record is from RefSeq and is a predicted model, not a curated record. The coding region runs from base 1 to 1074 and encodes 357 amino acids. Gene Ontology annotation, cellular component: cytoplasm. The transcript is spliced from 12 exons. NCBI's taxonomy places the organism in Eukaryota, Metazoa, Chordata, Mammalia, Chiroptera, Mormoopidae.
AUGGGCAAUCAUCACAGCCACUCGUACUCCCUCUCGAAAGGCAGUCAACAGGUGCCCAAAGGGGACGCCUCACCCUCGAGAGCCGUGCGCCCCCUCAGCCACCCAUCAGGGAGCGGACAGCCAGAGGCCCAUCAGCCUGCCAAAGCAAGAGGUCAUCAGCACUUUGACGUGCAUCAAGAUGUCAAAAAGCUGAACAAAGCCUGCAAAGGAAUGGGUACUGAUGAAGGGACCAUCAUUGAAAUCUUGUCAAGCAGGACCUCGAAUGAGAGGCAACAAAUAAAACAGAAGUACAAGGCAACGUAUGGCAAGGACCUGGAUGAGGUGCUCAAGAGUGAGCUGAGUGGGAAUUUCAGGAAAGCAACCUUGGCCCUCCUGGACCACCCCAGCGAGUACGAUGCCCGGCGGCUGCAGAAGGCCAUGAAGGGUCUGGGCACGGAUGAGGCGGUGCUCAUCGAGGUCCUGUGCACAAGAACCAAUCAGGAAAUCAUCGCGAUUAAAGAGGCCUACCAAAGGUUAUUCGACAGGAGCCUUGAAUCAGAUGUCAAAGAUGAUACAAGCGGAAACCUAAAAAAAAUUCUGGUGUCCCUGCUGCAGGCUGAUCGUGAUGAAGGAGAUGAUGUGGACAAAGAUCUAUCUGGUCAGGAUGCCAGAGAUCUGUAUGAUGCAGGGGAAGGCUGCUGGGGCACCGAUGAACUUGCCUUCAACGAAGUCCUAGCCAAGAGGAACUACAAGCAGUUACGAGCUACCUUUCAAGCCUACCAAAUACUCAUGGGUAAAGACAUCGAAGAGGCCAUCGAAGCAGAAACCUCGGGAGACCUGCAGAAGGCCUACAUAACUCUCGUGAGGUGUGCCCGAGACCAGGAGGGCUAUUUUGCUGACCGUCUGUACAAGGCCAUGAAGGGUGUGGGGACCGAUGAGGAGACGCUAAUUCACAUCGUUGUGACCAGGGCUCAGGUGGACCUUCCGGGAAUAAAAGCCAAGUUCCAAGAGAGGUAUCACAAGUCCCUCUCUGACAUGGUUCGCUCAGACACCUCGGGGGACUUCCAGAAACUGCUGGUAGCCCUCUUGCACUGA